GAAGUGGUAAAAAGCACAGGAAUCUUCCCUAAUCCCCUAAUUAAGCCAAAACAGGCCACCCAAACCCCCCUUUGCUCCCUGCCGCCCAACUCUGUGCGCUUCCAGUCCUGGCCGGGGAGUGUUUGUCCUGGCUGGACUUUAAGGGAUAAGUGCUCAGUGAGUGUUUUUUUAAAAGAACAGCGGGAGAUUGAUGGUGAGGCCUUGAGCAGGGGACGGGACGGAGGCUGGAAGCUUUUGAAGAGCUGGGGAUCACAGGCUCUAAUCCUCGUGCUCGCAGAGAACAGAUGUGAAACUUUCAUGAGCACAGUCACGGAGCCGGGGCCCAAUUCAACCUUAUUCAUCAAUGGAAAAGUUGUUCUGGACUGGAACUUACUUACCGCUAAUGUCAGAGAUCAGAGGGGGAUUUUAUUAAAAAGAAGUGGGAAGUCACUUAAUAAGGAGUGGAAGAAGAAAUACGUCACUUUGUGUGACAAUGGUCUGCUCACGUACCACCCCAGUUUACAUGACUACAUGCAGAAUGUCCACGGUAAAGAAAUCGAUUUGCUGCGGACGACGGUGAAGGUGCCUGGGAAGAGGCCGCCCAGAGCGGUGGCGACGGUCGCCCCUACAGCCAGCCCCAAAACCAACGGAUUGACCAAAGACCGCAGCACUUUACAACUCGGCAUCGGGGCCACAAGCACUCCUCACUCUAACAGCAGCAGUUCCCUGCAGUCUGGUGGCUCGGCGGCUGGCGUGGCUUUGGGAACUAGUAAAGAGGGGAUGCACCAGCGCUCGUUCUCUGUGUCCAGCGCAGAACAGUGGAGCGAGGCUGUUAUCAGCACCACGGCAGCCAAUGGGAUGUCAGAUCCUCUCAGCUCCGCCCCUGGCAUGAACAUCGCCACCAGUCCCAAACUUGAGCCUCCACCAUCACCUCAUGCCAACCGCAAGAAACACAGACGGAAAAAAAGCACAGGCAUCACCAAACCGGACGGCCUUUCUGCAGGGAAUGAAGAGCAAGAGGAGUCCUUUGAGUUCAUCAUUGUGUCCCUGACGGGUCAGAUGUGGCAUUUUGAGGCAUCUACGUAUGAGGAAAGAGAACUCUGGGUUCAGGCCAUUGAGAGCCAGAUAUUUGCCAGUCUACAGUCCUGUGAGAGCAGCAAGAACAAGUCUCGAUUAGGAAGCCAGAGUGAUGCAGUGACCAUCCAAUCCAUCAGGAAUGUGAGGGGAAACAGCUUCUGUGCAGACUGUGACGCCCCCAAUCCAGACUGGGCCAGUCUGAACCUCGGCGCUCUGAUCUGUAUCGAGUGCUCCGGGAUGCACAGGAACCUCGGCACCCAUCUGUCCCGCGUACGGUCUCUGGACCUGGACGACUGGCCUGUGGAGCUCAGCAUGGGGAUGACAGCCAUUGGGAACGCCAUGGCCAACAGCGUAUGGGAGGGCUGUGUGGAGGGAUACACCAAACCCGGGGUGGACAGCACCAGGGAAGAGAAGGAGCGCUGGAUCCGGGCAAAGUACGAGCAGAAGCUGUUCCUGGUGGGGCUUCCUCAGUCAGACGUGCCGCUGGGACAGCAGCUCCUACGGGCCGUGGUGGAGGACGACCUGCGGCUGGUGGUUCUCCUGCUGGCCCACGGCACCAAAGAAGAGGUCAACGAGACGUACGGGGACGGAGACGGACGUACCGCCCUGCACCUGUCCUGCGCCAUGGCUAACGUGGUCCUCACGCAGCUGCUCAUCUGGUACGGUGUGGACGUGAAGAGUCGCGACGCCCGUGCUCAGACGCCCCUGUCCUACGCCCAGCGAGCAGGAAGUCAGGAGUGCGUCGACAUCCUCAUCCAACACGGCUGCCCCGGCGACGGCGGCGGAGUGUCGACGCCCACAGCCACCCGACACAAUCCCAACAUCAACAACAACGCUCAGUGCGAGCUGAACCGUAGUGUUAGCAUCAUGUGAUCGUGGCUCGCAGUGUCUCUAGUGUCUCUUCUCAAAGAUGUUGAUGUUCCCAUAGAUGCUGCUCUCGUUAAAUGGCAUCAUUUCCCUCAGCAGUACAGUACGUCUUUAUUAGGAAACUGUGCGUAGUGCCACAUGUGUCACGUAAAGCCAUUUCCCUCAUGACGACUUCCUGUGACCAAUGUUAGCGUGCAGCGAGAAUUAGCAGUGUUAACAUUAUCAAUGCGUGUUGUUUUUAAGCUGAAGAAAAUGACGGUUUUAAGGAUCCUUUCUUGUGUGUGUAUAGAACAAAAAAUGAAAUGAUGGGCAACAGGUUCUAAACAAAAUAAGUUUUGUUUUUUAGGUGCAUCAGUUUAAAAAUAAUCGGACAAUAGUAAUGGAUCCUCCGCUUUGCGCCCACGCGUUUUUGUCCAUCAGAACAUUAAAUUAUGUUGUUAUUUACUGUCCCUCAUGUCAUUACAAACUUUCUUUCUUCUGCUGAAUACACACACACACACACACAC
Molecule: messenger RNA, 2429 nt
Organism: Sinocyclocheilus anshuiensis
Lineage: Eukaryota; Metazoa; Chordata; Actinopteri; Cypriniformes; Cyprinidae
Product: arf-GAP with GTPase, ANK repeat and PH domain-containing protein 3-like
Exons: 11
Biological process (GO): activation of GTPase activity
Cellular component (GO): nucleus
Molecular function (GO): protein binding; GTPase activity; GTPase activator activity
Source: RefSeq, a predicted model, not a curated record